CCACAAGGCAGCAGGAGCAGAGAGCAGCCAUUGCUGUGUCUGGCAGCAGAGGCGUGAAGAAGACAUCUGGUGAGCGUGAGACACCCAGCAGCCUUCCUCGUGUGUCAGGAGGACCGAGCAGGUCCCAGAGCCCCAUCACGGUGCCUCCACCUCACUCACUGAUACAUGAGAGACACAGUGACCAGAAGAUCUAGGAACUCAUCAACAAGAUCAUUCCGCUGCUGACUGGAGAGGAGGAGGAGUAUAUAGAGGAACACAGGGGUCUGUACAAGGACGUUAUGAUGGAGAAUCACCGGCCCCUCACAUCACUGGAUGGGCCCAGUAACAGAGAUACCCCAGAGAGAUGUCCCCGUCCUCUGUAUUCCCAGGAUUGUACAGAGGAGAAUCACAGGAUCCCACAGGAGGAUCAGGUCCAUCGUCUGUCUGAUAUUAAAACAGAAGAUAUAGAGGGAGAAGAGACGUAUGUGACUGAUAUGAAGGCAGAAGAUAUAGAGGAAGAAGAAGAGACGUAUGUGACUGAUAUAAAGGCAGAAGAUCUAGAGGGAGAAGAAGAGACGUAUGUGACUGAUAUAAAGGCAGAAGAUCUAGAGGGAGAAGAAGAGACGUAUGUGACUGAUAUAAAGGAAGAAGAUAUAGAGGGAGAAGAAGAGACGUAUAUGAGGGGUGAUCAGCAGUGUAAGGAGGAGGAGAUCCCUACAGAUAUCAGCACAGCAGAUGGACACACAAGCAGGAAUAUCUCAGAAGGACAUCUAAUGUUAUCCCCGUAUUGUGACAUAAAAGAUCAUGACAGUAUACAGGAAUCUCCAGGAGAUAAUCCCAUUAUCCCAAUUGUACAUCCAGCUCUAUCAGCUGAUCCCUCUGAUCCUGGGAAAUGUUCUCCUGAUCACUCUGAUAUUGGUGCAUCUGUUACAGCUCUGACAGUAGAUACAGUGUUUCCCUGUUCUAUAGAUGCCAAAUGUUUUACACAGAACACAAAGCCUAUUAACCCACACACAGGUAAGGCAGGUGAGAGGCCACUGAUAUGUUCAGAGUGCGGGAAAUGUUUUACACAAAAUUCACAACUUGUUACACAUCAGCAAAGUCACACAGGUGAGAAGCCAUUUCCAUGUUCUGAGUGUGGGAAAUGUUUUGUAUCGAAAUCACAUCUUGUUAUACAUAACAGAAGUCACACAGGUGAGAAGCCAUUUUCUUGCUCUGAGUGUGGGAAAUGUUUUCCAUGGAAAUCACAUCUUGUUAGACAUCAGCAAAGCCACACAGGUGAGAAGCCAUUUUCUUGCUCUGAGUGCGGGAAAUGUUUUUCACGGAAAUCACAUCUUGUUAGACAUCAGCAAAGCCACACAGGUGAGAAGCCAUUUCCGUGUUCUGAGUGUGGGAAAUGUUUUUCACGGGAAUCACAUCUUGUUAGACAUCACAGAAGUCACACAGGUGAGAAACCAUUUUCUUGCUCUGAGUGUGGGAAAUGUUUUACACGGAAAUCAGAUCUUGUUAUACAUCACAGAAGUCACACAGGUGAGAAGGCAUUUCCAUGUUCUGAGUGUGGGAAAUGUUUUGCACGGAAAUUAGAUCUUGUUAUUCAUCACAGAAGUCACACAGGUGAGAAGCCAUUUCCAUGUUCUGAGUGUGGGAAAUGUUUUACACACAAAUCAGAUCUUAAUGUACAUCACAGAAGUCACACAGGUGAGAAGCCAUUUGCAUGUUCUGAGUGUGGGAAAUGUUUUGCACAUAAAUCAGAUCUUGUUAGACAUCAGCGAACUCACACAGGUGAGAGGCCAUUUUCUUGCUCUGAGUGUGGGAAAUGUUUUACAAAGAAAUCAUAUCUUGUUAGACAUCAGCGAACUCACACAGGUGAGAGGCCAUUUUCUUGCUCUGAGUGUGGGAAAUGUUUUACAUGGAAAUCCCAACUUGUUACACAUCAGCAAAGUCACACAGGUGAGAAGCCAUUUCCAUGUUCUGAGUGUGGGAAAUGUUUUGCACAGAAAUCAGAUCUUGUUAUACAUCACAGAAGUCACACAGGUGAGAAGCCAUUUUCUUGCUCUGAGUGUGGGAAAUGUUUUACAAAGAAAUCACAUCUUGUUAGACAUCAGCGAACUCACACAGGUGAGAGGCCAUUUCUAUACUCUGAGAAAUAAAUCAGCUCUUGCACACAAUAAACAUCACUCAGGUGAGGAACCAUUUUAAUCUU
Messenger RNA from Pseudophryne corroboree (corroboree frog), 2182 nucleotides. RefSeq names its product gastrula zinc finger protein XlCGF26.1-like. The transcript is spliced from 6 exons. The coding region runs from base 279 to 2129 and encodes 616 amino acids. Gene Ontology annotation, biological process: regulation of transcription by RNA polymerase II. Gene Ontology annotation, cellular component: transcription regulator complex; PcG protein complex; chromatin. NCBI's taxonomy places the organism in Eukaryota, Metazoa, Chordata, Amphibia, Anura, Myobatrachidae. Gene Ontology annotation, molecular function: RNA polymerase II cis-regulatory region sequence-specific DNA binding; DNA-binding transcription factor activity, RNA polymerase II-specific. The record is from RefSeq and is a predicted model, not a curated record.